This is a messenger RNA of Podarcis lilfordi (Lilford's wall lizard), 393 nucleotides long. The record is from the annotation of a GenBank genome assembly. NCBI's taxonomy places the organism in Eukaryota, Metazoa, Chordata, Lepidosauria, Squamata, Lacertidae.
AUGCUGAUUUGCAGGCGAAAAUCAUUUAGAAAUGAAUUGGAACUAUUUCAAGAGAGCGAGGGAAGUAUGGUGCGGUAUGUGUGUGGGGGUUUGUGCUUGGAGCCUUGUGUGUUUAUGAAGUGGAGAAUGUGGCCAGCAGCUAGUAGUAGUUUUCUAAAAGAGAAAAAGGGCAUUUGUGGGAAUGAUGCGAGUGAAUAUGCAGAUUCUUUGUGUCACGAAUGUGCCUUUAAGAAAAAGUUCUGGACAAGGACUGAUUACUGGUAUAUCAUUUCUCUAGAACCACUCCAGAAUCUGCAGUACAACGCAGGAGCCUUUUACACUCCCCUGCCUACUGACAGCUGGCUUCUGGCAGUAGUCAGUUGCAAUAUUCACCAAACCUUGGUGCUUUCUUGA